CACACGGCAGCUGCCCUCACAAGAGCUCCUCAUCUCCGGCCUUCCGCUAACUCAACGCACCCGGCAGUCAUGAAGUUUUUCCUUGCUUUCGUCUUGCUGCAUCUUUCAGCUUUUCAGGAAACAUAUCAACGCCAAGUCCCCGGCGUUGCUACGGUAACAGGCGACCCCGUCCGAGAUGACGUUGACACUGAGAUAAGCAAGUACGACGGCCUCAAUAUGCAAAACAUAUCAGCUGGCUCGAUGGAAGGAACAGAUCGACGCAACAGCAGCAUCAACGCCACACUCCUCGAAUCAGACAUCGCCGGAUCGGGCUCAUUUUCCAACGACACUACUAGCGAAGAUGGUGCUGAAGAAAAGAAGCCCAAAUACUUCCAUGAUGACACGAGGGGAAUAGUGGCAAUCUUCAUAAUGGCUAUAAUGGUUGCUGGAUUAUUCUUGUCGCCUGUGUUGAGGCAGUAUGGGAAUAAUUACAUAUGCAAGAAGCCCCGUACUGUACAAGAGCAAGCUGAUUUUCCUCCUAGGUAUCAAGAUUUGCUGCAGCGUGAUUAUCUGUGA
Messenger RNA from Schistocerca piceifrons (Central American locust), 555 nucleotides. RefSeq lists its product as uncharacterized. The transcript has 3 exons. The coding region runs from base 70 to 555 and encodes 161 amino acids. The record is from RefSeq and is a predicted model, not a curated record. NCBI's taxonomy places the organism in Eukaryota, Metazoa, Arthropoda, Insecta, Orthoptera, Acrididae.